AUGGGGACGUACCAACGAUUAGGGUGCCCCUUCCAAGUGAACACAAAACUAUUGUGUACGUUCCUCCUCUUACUACUACAUGGGGUCAUUUUUAUGAACGUCCAAACAAUAUGUGCAAUUAAGCUGGAUGAAAAAAAAUUUAUUUGUGGAAGGAAUAAGGCAUUCAGGAAAGGGGCUCACCAACAGAAAUGCAGACAACUCAGAAAGGUUACAACCUCCUUGUACAUUUUACCCCCAUCAAAAUGUACACAUAUGGGAAGUACAAAGAAAUAUAAAAAGGGUACACACUUUGUACCUAUUCGAGAUGGAUCAAGUGAGAUGUGCACCUCGGAGGUAUACCAAAUUAGGAGAGAAAUAUUUUCACAUAAGAAAAUAAAAGAUAUACUUGAACGGAUGAUAAUGAAGAGCGUCACUGAGGGACGUCUCAAUCAGUUCAACAGCUUUUCCUACCUGUACAGUGUUGAUGAAAUAUAUGAGCAAAUUAAAAAACUAAAAUGUCUUUAUGACCAGUGUGAUGAUUUAGAGGACCUACCGCAACUGUUCGGAGUGCCUAUCAUUUUAAAAGACAAUAUUUGCACAAAGAAUAUUCCAACCACAUGUGGUAGUAAAAUUUUAGAAAAUUAUAAACCAUCCUAUGAUAGUACUGUUGUAAGAAGGUUAAAAAAAAAUGGAGCCGUAAUUGUGGGGAAGACUCAUUUAGAUGAAUUUGCAAUGGGAUCUUGUACAGGAAGGGAUGUGAAAAAUCCUUUCAAUGAAAAUGAUUUAUCUUGUGGUGGAUCAUCUGGCGGAUCAGCUAGUUGUGUAGGUUCUAGAAUUAUGAAUUGUUCAGUGAAUACGGACACCGGAGGAUCCAUUCGAACCCCAGCUGCGUUAUGUGGAUGCAUAGGGAUGAAACCUACUUAUGGAAGGAUAAGUAGAUAUGGCAUCAUCCCUUAUAAUGAAGAAACUGAUGUUGUAGGACUCAUAGUAAACAAUGUUUAUGAUUGUAGCAUCCUUUUAGAUGUGCUUUCAGGAGGUGAUAAAAAUGAUCUAACUACUCUUAAAGGGAAAGAAAAAAAUUUUCAUUUCAAGUUAAAAAAGUUUGAAACUUCUCCCAAUUUUUGUGAAAAUAAAUGUCCAUUGAGAGGAAUGAAAUUUGGUUACCUAAGUGAGGAACUUUUAAAAAAAAAAUACUUUGUAGAUAAUUUGACGUAUCAAAAUUAUGAACAGGUCAGGCAAAAUAUUGAACAAAUGGGAGGAACUUUUAUUAAUACAGAUUUGUAUCAGUUAAGUGAUUACUGUUAUAUAUAUUAUUUGUAUUCCAUGACAAUGGCAAAUAGCAAUAUCUCAAGAAUGAAUGGGAUAAACUACAAUCUUCAUAAUGAAUUAGAAAAAAAAAAUUUUGUUAGACAUGUAAGAUCCACUCUGAUCAGUGAAAAGGUGUUAACGAGAAUUAUUGGUGGAUCCAUAAUUUCGUCUUUUUUCCCAGAUGGUUCUUUACGACACAUCUUUGCAAAUGUGAAGCGGCGGUUAAGUAGAGUACUCGAUGGAAUUUUUGGCCAAGUAAAUUUUUUAUUACUUCCUUCCUUACCAAGGUCAAACAAUUUGAAAGAGUCCUUAAGCACCCCUCAUGGGGGUAGCCCAGAUUUAGAAAAGGAUACAGCCCAGAAGGGGCAGCAUUCUUCAACCAAUUCACAUACUGAUCGUACGUUGCAGAAUGAAAUACCACCCACCCCUGAAAGAUAUAACAACUACAUGAAAGAAAUAUUUUCCGUCGUGUCAUCAAUCACAGGACUCCCAAGCAUUGUCAUUCCAACGGGGAAGUUUACCCCACAGUUGAAUGAACCCCAUUCCUUUCAACUGCUAAGCACAAGCUUGAACGAGGUGGGUCUGCUCAAAGUUGCUUUGGCUUAUAAGAGACAAAUGCAGGUGGACAAAAGGAUAAUGGAAAACUUAAGGCGAGUUGGUCGGACAGUUGGGUGA
Plasmodium fragile is the source of this 1962-nucleotide messenger RNA. RefSeq lists its product as uncharacterized. Bases 1 to 1962 code for a protein of 653 amino acids. The transcript has a single exon. NCBI's taxonomy places the organism in Eukaryota, Apicomplexa, Aconoidasida, Haemosporida, Plasmodiidae. Gene Ontology annotation, molecular function: catalytic activity. The record is from RefSeq and is a predicted model, not a curated record.